UGUUGGUUAGUGUGUAGUGUGAGUGUGGUGGUGAGAGUCAUGUCUGUCUGUCUGCUGCCUCUCCUCUGUGUCCUGGUGGGCUGGUCGGCCGCCUUCCAGGAGGCCACCAUGGACCACACGGAGGAGUUGGACUUGACAACUAACGUCAUCCUCCCGGAGGCCACCAUGGGCCACAUGGAGGAGUUGGACUUGACAACUAACGUCAUCCUCCCGGAGGCCACCAUGGGCCACACGGAGGAGUUGGACUUGACAACUAACGUCAUCCUCCCGGAGGCCACCAUGGGCCACACGGAGGAGUUGGACUUGACAACUAACGUCAUCCUCCCGGAGGCCACCAUGGGCCACACGGAGGAGUUGGACUUGACAACUGUCAUCCUCCCGGAGGCCACCAUGGGCCACAUGGAGGAGUUGGACUUGACAACUAACGUCAUCCUCCCGGAGGCUAUCAUGGGCCACACGGAGGAGUUGGACUUGACAACUGUAAUCCUCCCUGAGGCCACCAUGGGCCACACGGAGGAGUUGGACUUGACAACUAACGUCAUCCUCCCGGAGGCCACCAUGGGCCACACGGAGGAGUUGGACUUGACAACUGUCAUCCUCCCGGAGGCCACCAUGGGCCACAUGGAGGAGUUGGACUUGACAACUAACGUCAUCCUCCCGGAGGCUAUCAUGGGCCACACGGAGGAGUUGGACUUGACAACUGUAAUCCUCCCUGAGGCCACCAUGGGCCACACGGAGGAGUUGGACUUGACACCUAACGUCAUCCUCCCGGAGGCCACCAUGGGCCACACGGAGGAGUUGGACUUGACAACUAACGUCAUCCUCCCGGAGGCCACCAUGGGCCACACGGAGGAGUUGGACUUGACAACUAACGUCAUCCUCCCGGAGGCCACCAUGGGCCACACGGAGGAGUUGGACUUGACAACUAACGUCAUCCUCCCGGAGGCCACCAUGGGCCACACGGAGGAGUUGGACUUGACAGCUAACUCCAUUUUUAACCUGAUUGCUAUACACCAGCUGCAGGAGGAGCAGCGAGGCGUCCAGGAAGGUGUGAACAAUAUGCAGAUGGUGAUGGCUAACCUGACUGAACUGAUCUCCACUCACCUGAUUCUUGAUGACAAUUAUACGCAAGACAUUAAUGGAACCAUCAAAUAUUAUUGGAACAAAAACAUUGAAGGAGAGUCACAGCGUCACUACAGACAGCAACUUGUAAACAAUAGGAAGGAGGCAGAAGGUCUCUUUGAGGUUCGCAUUCGCGGCACUGCAGAGGUGUGGUUCAAGGGAGGAUGUCACUGUGAGAGUUUAAGAAAUGGAAUAUGGAAUGGUAAUGAGGAAUUGAACUCGGAAAAUUUAAACAAAAAUUCUUUAGUUCUUUAA
Messenger RNA from Procambarus clarkii (red swamp crayfish), 1377 nucleotides. NCBI's taxonomy places the organism in Eukaryota, Metazoa, Arthropoda, Malacostraca, Decapoda, Cambaridae. The record is from RefSeq and is a predicted model, not a curated record.